Linum trigynum is the source of this 2064-nucleotide messenger RNA. The record is from the annotation of a GenBank genome assembly. Lineage: Eukaryota; Viridiplantae; Streptophyta; Magnoliopsida; Malpighiales; Linaceae.
UUACAUUUUUUAUAACUAAACUUUUUAAGUAACAAAUAGGUUCGAUUUUAUAUUUGUAGUUAAAACAAUCUUCAAUGAAUGGGCAUGCAUACCUACCCAUACCCAUUGAAAAUAUGAAAGCAAUAUCAUAGCCGAUCCAAACUCAUCUAAAACUUUAAAUGCAUGUAUACUUCACCUUUACCCUAUCCAUAAUCAACGUGUUUACCUGAAUUUGAAUAAGAUUAUCCAUGAAUGGGUAGUUGUCAUCCCUAUUUCUUUGUGUUUUGUUAUCCAACUGCGUGCAUCACGAGUUGUUGAGUUUGUUUCUUGUAGCACCUUUGAAUGCAAAGAAGGGACUCUUUGGAGAUAUUGCCUCUUGUUACAGAAAUCGAGAGAACCCUUCGAAAUCUAAGAAGAGUUGUGAGACAUCAACCUCCACCAAUGGCGGAUCAACAACAUCAACCUCAAGUUCCACCAAGGCCUAGAACAAUGAGAUCUUACUCAAGGCCAAGUGUGGAUAAUGUUCAAUCACCUAUUCUUCACCCAAUAGUGCCGAACAACAAAUAUGAGAUAAAGCAAGCACAAUUUCGAUGCUUCAAAGUGCGGUUCAAUUCAAUGGGAUGAUAACUGAAGAUGCUCAUGCACAUAUCAAGUCGUUAUACGAAGUGACGGAUGAAAUCAAGGUGAACAGAGUUCCUCAAGAAGCAAUUCGUCUGAGGUUAUUUCCGUUUACUCUAAAUGGAGCGGCAAAGCAAUGGUUAAACAAUCAUCCCCAUCAUUCCAUCGACUCGUGGGAUGAUCUAUGCAACAAGUUAUUCGAAACAUACAUUCCAUCUUCUAAGAUGGCUCUUAUGAGAAGUGAGAUUACUAUGUUCCGUCAAGAGGAGGAUGAACCAAUGUUUGAAGCAUGGGAAAGCUUUACAUCUCGCCUACUCAAAUGUCCACACCAUGGCAUCGCCGAUUGGUUACAAGUGGAAAGCUUUUAUAAUGGUUUAACAUGGGAGUCACGCCACCUUAUCGAUGCGGCUAGUGGAGGUGUCAUAAGGAACAAUGAAGUCAGUGAACUUUAAAGAUUGAUUGAAGAAAUGGCCCUAAAUAGCUACGAUUGGAGGGACAUAAUGAGAUGUAAGAGUGUGAAGAAGGGAAGUUUAUUGAAGAAUGAAGAACCAUCGUCGUUAGUGGUUCAUAUACAAGAACUUUCCAAGAAAAUUGAUCAAGUUGCGUCAUCAAUGAAAGGCAAUGAGAAGCAACUCAUCAUAUGUGAUUGGUGUGGCAACUCGAGUCACACUAUGGAUGAGUGUAAGUCUAUGAUUGAGGCCUCAAUACAAUUUGAGCAAGCCAACUUUGUUGGAGGGCAAUCCUCUGGAAACAACCCUUAUAGAUCUACAUAUAAUCCGGGUUGGAGGAACCAUCCUAACUUUCUUUAGUCUUCUAUGAUGGAUAGGAAGCCUCCAGGGUUUCAAUCUCAAGCUCCUAUGAAAAAUGCUUACCCAAGGCCGAGUCAACCCUCAUACGAAGGAGCAUACCAAGAACAAAGUUGACCAUCUGAUGGUCGAGUCUCUAAACUUGAAGACUUGGUAGGACAAUUCGUUACACACUCCAACAAGAAGUUUGAGGCUAUUGACAAAUUCAUAGAGAACACUAUGCCAAAUUCUCAAGUUUGGAAGCGGGUCCAAGGAAUCAACAAGCCUCACUUCAAAAUCUUCAAGCCCAACUAAGCUCAUUGGCACAAACUCUUUCGUCAAGACCACAAGGAACUUUACCGGGCAAUAUGGAGCCUAACCGUAAGGAGCGAUGUCAUGCUGUAACUCUAAGGAGUGACCGACCUUUGAAGGAGAUUCCUAUCUCAACACCGAGUAUACUGGUAAGAGAAGUUCAACGUGAAGUUGUUCAAGAAGAAGAGUUAGUUCGGGAAGAAGUGCAACCCACUAUCGAAAUCAAGAUUGAAGAUGAGGAGAAGUCUAAGAAGAUUUAAGCACCCGAUCCAACACCAAAAUAUCAUUAUCCUAUAAGGUUAUUCUAAAGUGAUCUAUAUCAUGAAUGUGCUCCGUGGAAGGACACUUUGAAGAAAUUGAAGGUAACGGU